Messenger RNA from Apiotrichum porosum, 213 nucleotides. RefSeq lists its product as uncharacterized. The record is from RefSeq and is a predicted model, not a curated record. The transcript has 2 exons. NCBI's taxonomy places the organism in Eukaryota, Fungi, Basidiomycota, Tremellomycetes, Trichosporonales, Trichosporonaceae. The coding region runs from base 1 to 213 and encodes 70 amino acids.
AUGGCCACCUACCAGCAGUCCGGCGGUGGCUCGGGCUCUGGCUCGACUAUCGGUCGCGGAGCCUCGCGAGCCUUGAGCUCGGCACUCCGCAGCGCUGCCCGGAGCACCGACAGCGGCGAGUCGAUGGACCUGGAUGGUGGACUCGGGAGGGCAGGCAGGGGCGGCCACAGGCGCACCGGUGCCCGGUCAGCCGGCCCCCUUGACCAGGUAUAA